AUGGCUGAGCCUCAGCCCCCAGCUGAACGACCAGAUAGCGCAUCCGACGUGGACUCUGACGGGUACGAACUCCAGAUUGCCCUUGACCAACUUGCAGCUGGCUCGACGGAUGCGCUUCGAAUUUACUUGGCCCGUAAAGAGGGUCUGGAUCCCAAUACAGUGUCAAUCCGAUCACGGCCAUGGGAGUACCAAGAGAACUCUGGCUCUAAGCUUUCAUACAUUGGGGCGAUGGACGACAUUGAAGCUCCAGGUGAAAAGGAUGGGCUUCCAAACGACAAGACCAAAACACCGCCGAGAGUCAUUCUCGAAGACACGAAGACGCUUUAUAAGUACGUGCCGCUCGAUCCAGAACGACGACAAUUCCGCCUGCUCAGACUCGCACCACCGGGAGAGAGCGGUAUCAUCAGUCAAUUUCGGCUCGAAACAUUCUGUCUCGAUGAUGCACCGCCUUACCUAUGUCUCUCAUAUGUCUGGGGAGAUCCAGACCGGUUUCUCGGCAUCAACUGUGACGGCGAGAUGAUUCCUGUCACGCAGAAUUUGUUCCACGCCCUCAAAGCUUGUUUCAACAGACACCCGAACUUUUGGCUGUGGGCAGAUGGUAUCUGCAUCAACCAGGAAGACCUGGCCGAGAGAGGUUCACAGGUCCUCUUCAUGGGAAUGAUCUAUCAGAAUGCGGCCAUGGUACUGGCUCAUCCGGGUCAUUAUUGCUAUGGGCCAGUCGAAAAGAAGCUGGAGAACGAGGAAGAUGCAUCACUGGAAGAUCGAAUGGACGGGCUUGGUGUCCAAGAUAUGCUGACCUUCGGUGUGGAACCCGCUCAGAAAGCCGACUCCCGUGACUUUGAACAGUCGAUUGGCGUGGCUGGCUUCGAGUUACAUUCAUUUGACGACGCUUACAGCUCCCAAAACGCCCAAAGCGCGAUCAGCAUCAUGACGUUUUUGACCCGGAUUUGGUCCGAUAGCAGACGCCGAAAGAUCUUGUCCGACAAAGAGUGGGAAAACAUCGGUUUACCUGACCCAGAUGAUGAUGAUGAGGGUCAGGCGAUCUGGGGCAAUCUCAUGAGUUUCUGGGGCCAGGACUGGUACUUCCGAACCUGGGUUCUGCAAGAGGUCGUUCUCGCCAAGAAGGUUGUCGUCCUCUAUGGGGAGGCAGCUAUCAGUCUCCAGGCCAUCAUGGACUUCUGGUCGUUGGCCAGCCAGCAUGGUCUCCCUCGUGUUCUCAGAAUUGGUCCUUACGCGGACAUAUUCAAUAUGGUCAGGCACCUGAGCCCAGUCAGUUCCUUCAAAGAGCUACGGGGACAGAGAGGAGAUGAAGAUGACAAGAGCGACUCCGAGAAGAAAAUAAAGGAAACGACACCCGAAACACAUAGCCUUUUGGACCUUCUCUGUUUGUCGAGAAACAAUCUCGCCACCGACCCGAGAGAUAAGGUGUACGGCCUGCUCGGUCUUACAGAUGACGUCGUCUCCCAAUCGAUCAUCCCAGACUACUCCGAUGAGAACACCGCAGCAAACUUAUUUACCAAAGUUGCGACGAAGAUAGUGUUUGCGAGCCAAGUUUCUGGCUUACUGCAGCAUGCUGGCAUCGACCAAGAGGUUCCGGAUUUGCCAUCCUGGGUACCGGACUGGACGAGGCAAUCUCGCUCGGUACUGCCGAGCCAUCUGUACAGGUGUAUGGGCGCAACAUCUGCCAAGGCUACGAUAACCGAGGCUUAUAAGAAGGCUAAACUGAUGCUUCGUGGCGCGGUCAUCUCUCGCGUCAAUCAAGUUGGAGCUGCAUGGAAGUAUUAUUCCCAUGAUCGCUCCGCAUCGCCUUUUGGUGGUUUUGCAACGGCUCCCGAGGUCGAAAUUCCUCCGUUCAAUGAUGAAGACGCCAGGAACUUCAUUCUAACAUUCGCUUCUAAUACGGAAGAAGAUCUCGUCGGGCGAUAUGAUGAGGAGGGCUUCGGGGAUGCUCUAGUUCGUACCCUGGCGGUGGACUGCUCAUGGCAGGGCGAGAGAAUUGGACCAAGGACGAAGUGUUCAGCAACAAAAGCCCUGCUACCAACAUCGGAAGAACUCAAGGAUGAAGAACAGCCUGACUCUUCAGCUGCCGACGAGUUCUUUGAUGGAGUCGUGGCCUUCAAGCGCUUCUACGCCAGGGGCCCGGACUCUGAAGCCGACCUGACUGCGCCCGGGAUUCGAGUUCAUCAGACCAAGAUUUUCAUGUGGCUUCUUGACUUUGACGAGGACGUCGAAGCCGAGCUACAAGGACGUAUGGUUCCUUUUACGGUUUCAUUCCAAGAAGCGCAGCGAGGUCGGCGUUUUGCGACUUUGGGAACAAGAGAACCUGCCAAGCCCGACGACAAGACGGACCAAGCUGCGAAGGACAUGGAGAAAGAGCAUAAGAAGAAACGGUACGCGACGCAAGCAUUGGAGACCCAUUUCAUGGGAUCCUUGCCAUGGAAUGCGGAGGUUGAAGACUACAUCGUCAUGCUGGAGGGCUUCCGGACGCCGUUCGUGCUGAGAAGCGUGGACGGUGCCGACAAUACAAGCGGGGAGUUCACGGUUGUUGGGGACUGCUACAUUCACGGCGUCAUGAAUGGGGAGCUUCUACGUUUUGCCGAUGAGGUUGACGAGGAUCUUGAACGCAAGUACCUGAGCUUGGACGAUGAGGGACGGCACUAUGCAGUACGGGCACCGCAAGGGUUUGUCCCUUUUACCGAGUUCACUUUGGUUUGA
This is a messenger RNA of Colletotrichum karsti, 2715 nucleotides long. RefSeq lists its product as uncharacterized. Lineage: Eukaryota; Fungi; Ascomycota; Sordariomycetes; Glomerellales; Glomerellaceae. The transcript has a single exon. The coding region runs from base 1 to 2715 and encodes 904 amino acids. The record is from RefSeq and is a predicted model, not a curated record.